Messenger RNA from Nycticebus coucang (slow loris), 543 nucleotides. Its product is annotated as protein ripply3-like. The record is from RefSeq and is a predicted model, not a curated record. Gene Ontology annotation, biological process: negative regulation of transcription by RNA polymerase II; embryonic pattern specification. The coding region runs from base 1 to 543 and encodes 180 amino acids. Lineage: Eukaryota; Metazoa; Chordata; Mammalia; Primates; Lorisidae. The transcript has a single exon. Gene Ontology annotation, cellular component: nucleus.
AUGAGACCAGAGGCGGCGGCUGGAGCCCGGGAGGCUCAGGGGCGCUUCUGUCACUGCCCUGAGGACAAGCCCCGGAGGCCAUUGCCACCGCCCGGGCCCGGCAGCCCCACACCAUGGAGACCGUGGAUCCCCACACCUGGAGAUGCUGAGCUGACCAGAACUGGAAGCCAGCUUGACCCUGGAGGAGACCAACAAACUUUUGGAUCAAAGGGAGCUUUUGGGUUUCAGCAUCCUGUAAGACUUUAUCUACCUGCAUCAAAACGCCAAGAAUACCUGCGGAGUUCCGGGGAGAAAGUGCUGGCCAGUUUCCCCGUGCAAGCCACGAUUCACUUCUACAACGAUGAGUCUGAUUCUGACAAUGAAGAGCAAGAAGAAGAAACCCGCCCCUGCCAUCCUCCCUGCCAGGAGGAAGAAGGUCUGGAGGAAAGUGGCCCUGGGGGAAAAAGCACCAACCAGCCCUUAUACCAACAGUGGCCACCUGGUGAAAGGGGUGGCCUUUCUGGUGAGGGUCAGCUUACCCACAGUGACCCCUCAGGGAACUAG